Molecule: messenger RNA, 735 nt
Organism: Acanthosepion pharaonis
Lineage: Eukaryota; Metazoa; Mollusca; Cephalopoda; Sepiida; Sepiidae
Source: the annotation of a GenBank genome assembly
AUGGAAGCGAUUGAAUUUAUAAAGAAACGCGGGGACCGAUCAGAGCUAUAUGUUAUUUCUUCUUUUUCUUAUUCUUCUUUGUGCCGUGUCACUUCAGAACCGGCAAGAAAAGCUGCAUCGAAACAUUGGCCCGACAUGUGGAAGAAAAGUUGCUACAAUUUUGUCACGGAAUUCGACGAAGAAACCAGCCCUCUCAACCCGAACGGAAAUAUUUUGGCCAAAAUGCAGACGUCAGCUGCUUCUUGUUUGAUUGUGAGCAUAAUUGACUUAAUUACAGCAACAGUGGUGGGGAUAGUAGCCAUUUUGAAGCGGCAAGUGGCGCUGUGUAUGGUCACAGGAACCCUGUAUAUGAUGGCUGGUAUCUUCGGCGUUUUCACUCUGGUCAUUAUCUACACGAAGACGGCAUACGAAAUAGACGAGUGCUUUGCGUUCGUCCCCAUUCCGCAAGACUUGUGCAAAGCCCUGUCAGAGAAUCUAUCUAUCUAUCUAUCUAUCUAUCUAUCUAUCUAUCUAUCUAUUCCUUUUGUGAAUAAUUAUCGUACCCAAUUUAAAUGUGCAAGUGUGAGCUCUCUCUCUCUCUCUCUCUCACGGAUAUUCUUCUUCUUUCUAUUUUCUCCCUCACUCUUUCACUCUGAGUCACACCUAGAAACACCAGACUUGAUAUCGUUGAAAAAUCAGCCUGACCGCUGCUGUUACAUGACCGCUGCUGUUACUUUCACUGCGAUAUACGCAUGA